AUGCGUUCAUUCAUUACAUUAGCUCUGUAUUUAGGUGCUGUCGCUGCUUCCGAGCUCAAGACUCGAUUUCACCUCGUCCUUGGUCUCUCCGGUAUCACCGAAGGUGCCCAUGAUGUCUUUUACGUGACUGGAGCCAAUACCACAUCCAAUAACACCGGCAAUCUACCAAAGAAUGCAACUCACACCUGGGAGGUUGAUUUCACCAAAGACGGCGAUAAUUCGAAAAUCAAACUCCUCUGCCGCCCUACGGCGCCCACCCGAUUCAAUGGCUUGGCAAGAUUCAACGAUACAAUCUUGCUCGCUACCGCCUCCUAUCAAGAUUCCAUCUUUGCAUUCGACACCCGCAUCGGUCGUAUCUGGGAGGCCAUCAAACAAGAAAGCCUCAUGUCCUCCAUCAACGGCAUCAAAGUGUCAGACAGCUUCGUCUACUGGACUGCCAACAGCGCCUUAGCUAUACCCAACGUCACUGCUGGCACGGGACAGCUGAUCUUCCAGGGCAGUGCGUUUGAUGAUUUUGCUGUUUCUCCCAGUGGUUUCGCGCUCAACUCUACUUACAGCGCCAACUACAAAUUCGCCUACCUUUCUACCUCCGCUGGAAACACAAUCGAGCAGGUUAUAUUUACCCGUAAUGGGACCACCAUCGGUAGUGAGAUUAUUGCCGGGUCUGAAGACUUGACGGAAGUUGCCGAGCCUACGGGUGUUUUCUUUGGAAGGGGUGAAGGUCAAUUGAACAAGAUUUAUGUCACCACCGGUGGUGGCAGCGGUGUCAAUGUUGAUGUGAAUGGUACGGAGACUGCGGUCGGUGCACAAUUGCUGGGGAUCCAGCUCAGCUAG
This is a messenger RNA of Penicillium hordei, 834 nucleotides long. RefSeq lists its product as uncharacterized. Bases 1 to 834 code for a protein of 277 amino acids. The transcript has 3 exons. The record is from RefSeq and is a predicted model, not a curated record. NCBI's taxonomy places the organism in Eukaryota, Fungi, Ascomycota, Eurotiomycetes, Eurotiales, Aspergillaceae.